UAUAUAAUUUUUUUUUCCACAGGGCAAAGUGUGACUACGCCGAUGGUCCAUGGGGAUCCAAAUGUUAUGAACCCUUUCUUCUUUUCCCCUGGCUUUGUGGAAUUAGUGUGGAAGGAAUAACAAAACAGGCAAAAGCUAUUGGUAGUGGCUUCUGAACUGUAGAUAAUCUAGGCGGCGCUGCCGUGAGCAGCUCAGUCGGUUUCUUGACUGAUGACGUCAUCACCCAGCAUUUCUGCAGAUACAGAUCAUAAGGUGUUAAUAAUGGGAGACAAGCUUGUACUCAGAGGUUUAAAGUUCCACGGGUAUCACGGGGUGAAGCAAGAAGAAAGGAAGCUUGGCCAGAAGUUCUUGAUAGAUGUGGAUGCCUGGACUGAUCUGCGAGCAGCUGGUACUUCUGAUCACCUCUCAGAUACUAUAAGUUAUACUGCCAUAUAUGCCAUUGUCAAAGAAGUUGUAGAAGGACCACCAAAAAAUCUCUUGGAAUCUGUGGCUCAACUCAUUGCAUCUACAACCCUGUCCAAGUAUCCUCAGAUUUCUGCAGUUCGUGUGCAGGUCGGAAAGCCACAUGUUGCUGUUCAUGGUCCGGUAGACUACUUGGGUGUUGAGAUCAUACGGUACAGAAGUUCUGAUUUAUAGAGUAUUGUCACCUGACCUCAUUUCUUGUAUCAAUAUAGGGAGUUAUAGCUACUCUUGGCAAAUACGUUUUCGAUUUAAUAGCUGUUCAUUUCACCUAUUAUUCAUGCUAGGCGAUUUGGCGUAGGGAUUUUGUUAGCCGUUUCCAUGGGCUUUAAUUUGGCUGCGUCUCUCGCCUGAAUCUACUAAAGGUGUUAUAAUGUUUGCGGUGAUCAGAGUAAAUGUUUAGUUGCCAAGAAAUUUAUUCAUGGAAUAUUGGUUGAUUACUA
Coffea arabica (coffee) is the source of this 902-nucleotide messenger RNA. NCBI's taxonomy places the organism in Eukaryota, Viridiplantae, Streptophyta, Magnoliopsida, Gentianales, Rubiaceae. The record is from RefSeq and is a predicted model, not a curated record.